UUAAAGGAAUCUACGGAAAUAAUGAACUUACGCGUGUUUCAUAGAUUGACCUCCAUAAAGCCUCCGAAUGUACCAUGUUCUCCCAUUUGCCCCCAGUUAAGUUGCGUACAGCGGCGACAGUACGCAGCAUCUCAUGAAGCCGAUGUUGUAGUUAUUGGAUCGGGGCCGGGCGGCUAUGUGGCUGCCAUAAAAUCAGCUCAGCUGGGCAUGAAGACUGUGUGUGUAGAGAAGAACGACACGUUAGGAGGAACGUGCCUCAAUGUCGGUUGUAUUCCUUCCAAGGCUUUGUUGAACAACUCACACUACUAUCACAUGGCUCAUUCGGGUGACCUAGCAAAGAGAGGCGUAGAAGUAUCUGACUUGAAAUUAAACUUGAAAGCCAUGAUGGAAGCGAAAACUACUGCUGUGAAAGCUCUAACGGGAGGUAUUGCUCACCUGUUCAAGCAAAACAAGGUUCAGUUAUUGAAUGGGCACGGCAAAAUAACUGGACCAAAUGAAGUUACUGUGAUAAAAGCCGACAACUCAACAGAAACUGUGAAAACCAAAAAUAUAAUUAUUGCAACAGGAUCAGAAGUGACUCCAUUUCCUGGAAUAGAUAUAGACGAAGAAAGAAUUGUUUCAUCUACAGGGGCGUUGUCCUUGAACAAAGUUCCGCAGAGAUUAAUCGUGAUUGGUGCCGGUGUAAUUGGUUUAGAGUUGGGAUCUGUUUGGUCAAGGCUGGGCGCUGAGGUAGUUGCUGUGGAAUUUAUGCCUACUGUCGGAGGAGUAGGAAUAGAUGGAGAAGUAUCUAAAACUUUCCAGAGGAUAUUAGCAAAGCAAGGUUUGAAAUUUAAGUUGGGAACAAAAGUGACUGGUGCUGCUGUCCAGGAAAAUUUAAUUAAAGUCAGCGUUGAAGAUGUGAAGGAUUCGUCCAAAAAGGAGGAACUGGAAUGUGAUGUGUUGCUGGUGUGUGUCGGAAGGAGGCCGUACACCUUAAAUUUGGGCCUUGAAGAAAUGGGCAUUGAACGGGAUCAGAAGGGAAGAAUUCCUGUCGAUUCUAAAUUUCAAACAGUGAAACCGAAUAUUUACGCCAUUGGCGACACUAUCCAUGGUCCAAUGUUGGCUCACAAAGCUGAAGACGAGGGUAUUUCAUGCGCAGAAGGCAUUGCUGGGGGCCCAGUGCAUAUUGAUUAUAAUUGCAUUCCUUCUGUUAUCUACACUCACCCUGAAGUUGGUUGGGUUGGUCGGACUGAAGAAGAUUUGAAAAAGGAUGGCAAAAAAUACAAAACAGGAAAAUUUCCAUUCGCAGCAAACAGCAGAGCAAAGACAAAUAAUGAUACUGAUGGCUUUGUGAAGGUAUUAGCAGACAUAGCGACGGACAGAAUAUUGGGCAUUCAUAUCAUAGGACCAAGUGCCGGAGAGCUGAUCAAUGAAGGAGUGUUAGCGAUGGAAUAUGGAGCGUCUAGUGAGGAUGUUGCAAGAUCGUGCCAUGCUCAUCCAACAUGCUCAGAGGCUCUCAGAGAAGGAUGUCUAGCUGCGUACUUUGGAAAGCCAAUUAAUAUGUAGCUUGUGAUACUAAAAAAAACCGCUAAUAUUGUUAAGACUGUAUGUGAAAGAAGAAA
Schistocerca nitens (vagrant locust) is the source of this 1601-nucleotide messenger RNA. Its product is annotated as dihydrolipoyl dehydrogenase, mitochondrial-like. Gene Ontology annotation, cellular component: mitochondrion; oxoglutarate dehydrogenase complex. The transcript has a single exon. Gene Ontology annotation, molecular function: flavin adenine dinucleotide binding; dihydrolipoyl dehydrogenase (NADH) activity. Lineage: Eukaryota; Metazoa; Arthropoda; Insecta; Orthoptera; Acrididae. The record is from RefSeq and is a predicted model, not a curated record. The coding region runs from base 22 to 1545 and encodes 507 amino acids.